Molecule: messenger RNA, 489 nt
Organism: Durusdinium trenchii
Lineage: Eukaryota; Dinophyceae; Suessiales; Symbiodiniaceae
Source: the annotation of a GenBank genome assembly
AUGACAGUUUCUUCGCCAGGAUGCUCAAGGCUGAUGGAGAUCAGAACACGCUUGGAUGAGAUAGCAAAUGAACAUUGCAAGGCACGUUGGAAUAAGGGGCCCCUUCCAGAUUUAUCGCAGUUGCCCAAUUUGCUGAAAGAGGUGGAUGGCAUGUAUGACACGCUGGAGCUCCAUGACCGUGCCAAAGCGGAUAUGAUUGUUGGCUGUGGCUGGCACAUGCUGGGGGAUAAUGAGAUGGCAUUGGAGCCUUUAAUGAGAGUGGUUGCUUCGACGGGCCUACCUGUGAGCGAUCAGUUGUGUGCCAUACAGGUGGCAAUGCCAAUCCUUCAAAAGAAACAUCGUUGGGGCCACAUUGUUGAAGCAGGUGACAAGGCCUUCGAGCUUGCGGGCAAAUGGGUCGGCUUCCUGGCUUCGGCCCGUGCUAGCAGCAGUUUGGAGGAGAUCAGACACACUUGUGAAUGGUGCUCAAGAACCAUCAUAGCAUCAUAG